ACUCUCUGGUAAAGGAGUGAAGGGAGGGCACAACACGUACUGUUGUCAUUGGAGGCUCGACAGCAGCACAGGGAAACCACAACUCGACAGAAAAUCUGCAAGCAGAAGACAUUUAUAAUCAGACAUUGAAAUUGUUACAAGGACGUUGGAAAGGAGAGUUAACAACCAAGAGCAGAAAGUUGACCGGGAAAAGUAAAAAGUAUUGUCUCCUCAAGGUAGCCACUGGACAGCUGGUGUCUGCUCCGCACUGAAGGCAUCCCCGUCGCUGAGGUUAUGUCAACAGCUGUACUUCUUCGCAUAGCUCGGUCUGCAGGAGGACACCAGCUAUGUCGCAACAAGGCUCGCCAGAUUGCCUGUGCGCUACAACAGGAGAGUCCCCGGCGAGCCUUGAGUACCCCGAGUAUGCCCCUGUCCAGCAGCUCUCGCUUUGACCCCGACAGCAGCGGGACUCCCACCACCUGGGAUUCGUUUGGAAUCUGGGACAAUCGCAUCGACGAGCCCAUUCUACUUCCACCUAGCAUACGUUAUGGGAAGCCUAUCCCGAAGGUGAGCCUGACUAAGGUGGGCUGUGCCUCUCUCAUUGGGCAGAGAAAGGAGAAUGAGGACCGUUACCAGAUGUCCCAAAUGACGGACAGUAUCAUGUACUUUGCUGUUUUCGACGGCCAUGGCGGGCCAGAGGCGGCAGACUUCUGUUACAAGUUCAUGGAAAAAUACAUCAAAGAUCUUGCAGCUGAAGAGCAGAACUUGGAAGUGGUUUUGACCAAAGCAUUCAUAGAAGUGGACAAAGCCUUAGCGAGACAACGUCACUUCUCCCCAGAUGGCGCGCUGUUGUCUGCGGGUACCACGGCAACCGUGGCAUUGCUAAGAGAUGGCAUCGAGCUGGUGGUUGGCAGCGUUGGAGACAGCCGAGCCAUGCUGUGCCGCAAGGGCAAGGCCCUCAAGCUGACAGUGGACCACACGCCAGAAAGGAAGGAUGAGAAAGAGAGGAUCCGUAAGAGUGGAGGCUUCGUGACCUGGAACAGCCUGGGACAGGCCAAUGUCAAUGGCAGACUGGCCAUGACCCGGAGCAUAGGGGACUUUGACCUGAAGAAGAUGGGGGUCAUCGCUGAGCCAGAGACCAAACGUGUUUCGUUGCAUCACGUCCACGACUCCUUCCUAGCACUCACGACGGACGGCAUCAACUUCAUCAUGAACAGUCAGGAGAUCUGUGACGUCAUCAACCAGUGUCACGACCCCAAAGAAGCUGCCCAGAGGAUCUCUGAGCAGGCGAUACAGUACGGUUCCGAGGACAACAGCACAAUCAUCGUGGUGCCAUUUGGCGCCUGGGGCAAACACCAGAGCACUGAUGUCCGAUUCUCCUUCAGCCGAAGCUUCGUCUCCAGUGGUCGUUGGGCUUAAGGCGGAGGCAGAGACGGAGACAAUGAUAUGACUGAGAGGAGAAGGAGAAUGAGUGGCGAUUUCCAUUCACAAUGGGAUUUUAAGUGUGCAAUAUGUAGGAAUCCCUUUCUAAUCUGAGAGAACUGUGAUCAAGCGCCUUAGAAAUGUCAUAUGAUCCGAGUGUAUAUAGUCGGGUAUGGGGAGGAGAAGGUUCGGAAGUAGUAUUAAUGUGCACUUAUCGAGGGACACGUCCAGCACAUCACUGUACAGCCUCAACAUUCGACUCCUGACACAUCUGGCAACUUGCCACAACUCGUGUUUUGCACAUAUUGGGUUUAGCGAAGGGCUAUCCUUGGUGUCCAGAGAAAAAUGAUGCAUUUGUUCAAUGUGGCACGUGUUCUAGAAUGUUGGAUCAUUUCUGCAGGUGGCAUUCACAAAUGCAGCUUUGGCGCCCCCUGUAGGCAUGGUUUGAAUGUGACGGCUGUUUUAUCGGUUGUUGCAUAAAGUGGCACGUGGAGGGGAAUGUGCAGUGGUUUCCUAAGCAAGUCAUUGUGCAACUUCAACUUGGGACAGAAUGGAGUCAGAUGGUGUGGCAGCCACUUCAGCACGAGAGCCCACUUGCACUCAGUGGGUUGAAACUGAGGUUAAUUUUUGUUUGUUUUUUUUAUUAGAGGGAGAUUUCCAGCUGCAAAUGUGCUGUUGAUCAUAUGUAUGGUAUAAAAUGUCCAAUGGUGCACUUCAAUGUGUCACUUUGCCUGCUUAUGAAUGUUCAAUUGUUCAUUAUGUAUUUAAAACACUUACUAGCCGUCUAAUUUUGAACAUCAGCUGUUCUACGUACAUGUUGGCAUUGGAACAGGCCUUUCUUCUGGGGGUAGUUUUAAACUGAAAAUGAUGUGCAACAAUGGGUUUAACAUCUUGUGCAUCUUCCUGAAGGACAAAUUAUGCUGUUGCUUUAUGCAAUCACUGUCAGUCCAUCGGUAAUGAGCUGUGCUGAGACGUGUACUGGUAUUAUAUGGGUUCAACAUGCGACUUGAUUACCAGGUUGGUGUAAGAGGGAAUGACAGGGAUGCACCGAGACUAAAGUCUUGAUGGAGGUACUUCGAUCAGAAAGUGUAAAAAAAAAUCUUUAAAAAAAGACCCUGCAAAGCCCCUUAAAUGCCAUAUUAUACAGGCUCAACAGACUUGUACAGACUCCUUGACUUGUCUCACAUUUUUCAGUUGACUUGAUAACCUAUCAGCUAGUGUGAGCUACUGAACAUGUCAACAUCAGGUUGAUCUGAUUAAGGCUUUACCCUUAUGUGGCAUUGGCGGAAUAGAUCAUAGUAAGCACUUAAGUGGCACUAGCCUUCUAUCCUCACUACUGAACUACCAAUACCUGUCAGGUGUGAUCCCAAUUGAGAAACUGUUUUUGCGAGGGAGGUUUGAAAAACCAAAUGAUUUUGAACAAGUUAAAUGCUCUGUGCCCCAUGAAUGCCCCAAGUCCCCUCCCCUUCAGUCCCUGAGACACUGCUUUGUACAUAAUAAAUUUGUAUUUUUUGUAUAUAACUAUUUAUAUAUUUUGAUGUCUGGCUACAGUACUGUGGUUUUUAAGAUGUAUACUACUAUUGUAAAGUGAUUUGCUCACUUUAAUGUGUGGGUGUUGUGUUGAGUGAGCCUAUAGAACUCAGUUCUUUUUCGGAAUUUCGUUUAAACUACUCUCUUUGGGUUACUCCAUCGCAGAGUACAAUUCCACCGACAAUUCCAAUUUUGCCUUGUAUACACCCGCAAGGAUGGCGGGAAAGGAGGCAGCCAGUGGCCUCUGGCAUGAUUAAAAGAAGUUUUCGGUGGAAUUGUACUCUGCUAUGGCGUAAGCCAUAGAGAGUAGUUUUCUUUCAAUCCCUCAAAGAACCGGGGACUUAUAGAAGUCCUAUUGUUUUCUGCUGUCAGCGUGAGAGCCAUUGGCAAGGUGGGAAAGAAGGGGGCAGUUGUCAAAUAUGACACUCUGUGUCCAUGAAUAAUGCUGGUGUCGGCAGCCUUAUGCGACACGAGAGUGGCUUUGUGAAAAUGUGUAUGUUGUUUGAAAUGACUGUAUGCUUCGACUGAGGCAUUUCAUCCUUUGUGUCUUCCUGCAUAUCUCUGUGGUCCUCUCUUGCCGGUCUCCUUAAAACAAUAACUCCCAUCAGUGGGCUAGUGGAACUCUAAUGUACUGUUAUAUGUUGUGGACAACACAAACGUCCUCUUUUAUGUACACAAUACUGUAGGGAGGUCCGAUUGCUCCUAUUAAUGUGAACAAUUACCACAACUGAAUGUAUGGUGAUUCCUCAAACAUUUGGUCAUGUAAACUCUAUAGCUUAAGUCCUUUCCACACAACUAAGUGCUAUUUACUCUUGUUGUGCAGCUUCCUCUUUUGUCAUAACACUUGCUGGUGAAAACUAUCUUGUUUUUGUUUGACAUCAGAUCAAUGAUCAAUUCACUUCCAGACUCCAUUUUUCCAACAUGGAUAGUACGCGUCUUGUGCAAUUGGAGAAUGUCAAGAUUUACAGUAAAAUGGUUGUUGUCAAAGAAGGAAGCUAUAUCCAUCCUACAACACAUUCUGCAGUACAGCAUGAUUGACCAGCUCACUUGCCAUGGUACAAUAUGCCAUUUUCUUCCAUGUUGUGUACAUGCGCUUCAGAUCUCUGAAUAAACCCCAAACAAGAAUUA
This is a messenger RNA of Engraulis encrasicolus (European anchovy), 4059 nucleotides long. It is a transcript of the gene ppm1kb, whose product is annotated as protein phosphatase, Mg2+/Mn2+ dependent 1Kb. Bases 274 to 1398 code for a protein of 374 amino acids. The transcript is spliced from 7 exons. Lineage: Eukaryota; Metazoa; Chordata; Actinopteri; Clupeiformes; Engraulidae. Gene Ontology annotation, biological process: peptidyl-threonine dephosphorylation. Gene Ontology annotation, molecular function: protein serine/threonine phosphatase activity; cation binding. The record is from RefSeq and is a predicted model, not a curated record. Gene Ontology annotation, cellular component: nucleus; mitochondrion; cytosol.